AACAUGGUCGUCCAAGUAGAAGUAUUUGGAGGCCAAGGGGACGAUGUGAAGAGGAAGAUGAGCAUUCAUGCAGCAAUAAUAGAGUUAGGAGUGCCAUUAAAGAGCUCAGAUUUAGAGUAUCCCACCUGCUUGCUCAUGUUUGGCGAGGGCGCCCACUCCAAACUGACCCCGCCCAUUUUGAAAAACGUGACCAAGGUGUGCUAUACAAUGACGCGUAACAACGAACUGCGGGGAAAGGCGACUAGUGGACGCAGCGCAGUUAUGGCUAUUUUAACGGAUGGAGGUUACAAAAUUAGUGACAAUAUAGAAACCUCGAUAAGUCUGAAUGAUCCGGGAAAUCGGAUGAAUGAGGUGCUAAAAGCGUUGCGGACAAAACCCGGUAAGGUUACGCGAGUCAAGGACUUAUUCACGCUGUACGUCCCAAACAAAGUGAUCGGGGAGGAGGAACCUAUUCUGAAGUACACUGUUGACUAUGAGGAUUACGAAGGAAAUCAAUACAUUUCUAAAACCGUUUGCCUCCUCAUGAGCGACACGAUGGACGCAUUAUUAGAAAUGGGAGUUGAUGCAAUCCCGUUCAUUUGGGAAUGUGAGCCCUUAGCUGAUUACUAAAGUAGGAUCGUCCUGCAACUCAUCGACCGUGAUUUGGACGAUGCACUCGUGAUAUCCGUGAUAUGGAAGUGCAUCAAAGUUGUCAUUCUGGAUGAUCGCGAAGAAUGGACGAAACGUUGGGAGGCUAUCCAAGCGUUUAGGAUAACAAGAGGUCUCGGUGAGAAGGAGGAACUUUAAAUUUUUGUGUUCGUUUUACGAUUAGUUUCGUGUAAAAAAUCAGCACAUUACAAUGAAUACAGUAAAGUAGCAAGAAACGUAACACCGGUUAUACGAGUAGUAUGAAUUGGACAAAUAAAUAAUUUUUACAAUUUUUGAAUUGCACUUAUGACUUUUUAAAUACUGGUUUUUACUGUACAGUACAGGUGAUUCCACGACAGUUUUAUCAUAUUAAUAUCAAGAUGCCUAACAAUAAUUAAUGGACAUUUUUCACAGUGCCUUAAGCAAAUUCUAACUUAGAAAUCCUUAAUUCAUUUGAGUUUUGACUUUUCAAUUUAUGAGUAUAAUAAAUGCGCUCAGAUAUAUGUACAUAUUUACGUCAUCCGUAUAAUCUUGCAUGAAUAAAUAAUGCUUUUUAAUUUUGGACUUGCAGUUACAUAAAUCUUUUUACUAGUUCUUAUUAUGCACAUACGUGGUUUUAGAAUUAAGAAGAGACUGCACAUAGCUCUUUUUAGAAUUACUCCGCAUAUAUGGAAACAUGAUUACAUAAUUUUACAAAAAUAUGUGCUAUUUCAUAAAAUGAGUUACAAAGCGUCCAAUCAAGGGGAAAGAAUU
Folsomia candida is the source of this 1380-nucleotide messenger RNA. RefSeq lists its product as uncharacterized. The coding region runs from base 4 to 609 and encodes 201 amino acids. NCBI's taxonomy places the organism in Eukaryota, Metazoa, Arthropoda, Collembola, Entomobryomorpha, Isotomidae. The record is from RefSeq and is a predicted model, not a curated record. The transcript is spliced from 3 exons.